Messenger RNA from Linum tenue, 2530 nucleotides. Lineage: Eukaryota; Viridiplantae; Streptophyta; Magnoliopsida; Malpighiales; Linaceae. The record is from the annotation of a GenBank genome assembly.
UCCGCUCCCUUCCUUUCCCUCUCUCUACCCGUUCAAGAAACGAAAAUCCUUCUCUCGCUCUUUCAGUCUUAACCUAAACCAACAACUUUGCACUUUCUUUAGCCGUCGGAGCAGAAGCUGUUAGCCUGAGAAAUGCGACCUCAAGAUCAUCCGUCGCCGUUGCCGGGAAAGAAAUUCGCUCCUUCGCCCAAAGACGCCGACGAGAACUCGUUGAUGUCGCCGCCGACGAUUAAGCAUUUCAUGUCCCCAGCAGCUUCAAAGGUCAAUUUGCGGAAGAGAAUUUUAGGGGAACGAAGUGAAUCUCCAGUCCGCUCCUUCAGAGAUGGCGAUGAGAACUUGAUGAACAAUCAAGAAAAGGGUCGCCCAGAUGCGGUGAAUCUCAAGAAGCCCCAAUUCGUGUCGCCGAUGCUGAAAUCUACCGCUUCAAAGGUCAAUUCUUCAAUUGCCGUUCCUUCUUCUCCAACACUGCUCAACUUGAUGAAGGCCAACGAGGAAAUCGGGGAAGAAACAGACGAUUGGUCGCCAUUUUCUUACGACCCAGUGAGGAAUAAUCUGGUCCCGAGGCCUCAAUUUCUGCGCUACAGGCCAAACCGGCUUGUUUUGUUGGAGCCUUCGGCCAACGAAGAAACCGAUUCAGAGACUGAAGAUGAGGAUUUUGGGAGUGAUGAUGAAGUCGAUGAGGAGAACUCUGAUGACACGGAGAUGGCAGGAAGUUCAAUUUUCAGAAGGGUUCUUCAAUUCCUGCUUGUUCUGGCCGUUUUGGUACUCUCCACUGUUUACAUUACUUCAAUGAAUGACAACCCAGUUGAGAUUGAUGGGAUCCCUAACUUUGCUGCUGUCCACCGUCAUGAUCAAGAGAUUAAGAGCUACCCAGUUGCAUUUGUGUCAAGAUUAGAGGUUAACGAAAGCUGGUUGUCGUUGGUUGAGGAUGGAACACCAUCACAGUUGAAGAUAGUCAAGCCUCAAAUUCCUCUUGAUGAAGGUGACCAAGUGAAGCAGGUGAUGGACAAAGAGAUUGCAGAAGGUGAAGAAGUAGCUCUGGAGGAGGAGGGUCAAGAAGAUGAUGAAGAAGGAGAGUUGCUGUCAUUUCAGCAACCACUUUUUCUUCCACUGCAGCCUGCUGCUGAAGCAGCUACAACGGUUCAAGUAGCACAAAGCUUAAUUGAUGGAACAGAAGGUGAAGAAGUAGCCCUGGAGGAGGAGGGUCAAGAAGAUGAAGAGGAAGAAGAAGGAGAGUUGCUGUCAUUUCAGCAACCACUUUUUCUUCCACUGCAGCCUGCUGCUGAAGCAGCAGCUACCACGGUUCAAGAAGCAGAAAGCUUAAUUGAUGCUUCAAAGGGAAGACUUGCUGAUGAAAUAGUUCACUACAGGGAAAUUCAAGAGCCAUAUGAUGAUGGCGUGCUUAAAAAUGGGAAGCCUCCAAGUCCCCGACUAACAACAACAGAAGUUGUAGAAGAUGAAGAAAAAUACGACUACAUGGAACUGAACAAGAAGCUCACUUAUGACUUCGAUGUUGACAACAGGCCAUUCCAGGGGCCUAUCCUUGCGGUUAUGGCAGUAGCUUCAACCUUGGUAUUGGUCCUACUACUUUGCAGUUUAAAGAGGAAGGGGAAAAAGGCUGCAGCUCGGAAUGACAGCUUGUUGCCAAGUAGUAGUCGUGAUUCACAGCUCCCACCGCCACAUUCUGAGGCCACAUUGCCGCCUCCACAAGAUCCCAUCGAUGAAAUCCCAGAAACAACGUUUGCUCCCUUGAAAUCCAGUGGAGCACCAAGAGUUGAGCUCCUUGGGGAGAUUGAGGGGGGGAUGGGGUCCAGAAGCAUUGGCGGUGGAGGAACUCAGUUGAAGCCAGUGAAGAAAGCAGCACAUGUUCAAACUCAACCAGCUACUUCUGCCUCAAGGAACUCCACCACCAACAAGAGUGACAGGAAAAGCACGAGCCCAAGCAGCUGGAAGAAGGAGGUGACAGUAAUGGGAGGAAAAGGGAAGGCAGCAAACAAUUCAGCUGCUGCUGGCGGGACAACAACAACAACAACACCAACUACUGCUACUCCAUUGAGGAGAUCAAACAGACUUGCCAGCCGUGGUGGGAUUACAUCUCCUUGAUCGGAAAAGGAGAUGAGAGGAAAGCUUGUAACUUGAAACACCUGCCUCGAUUGUUUCAGUGUCUUGAUCAAGUAGCUUGCUUUGGAUUAGUAUUGUUAGUAUUAGCUCUGAAUUAAUCAAAUCCCCCCUGUGUGUUGUAUGCUUUCCUGGGAUGAGAGUAACUGGCUUGCUGUAACUUGCUUCUAGCCAUAAUACUGAAUUCCUGAUUCUUAUAUAAAAGGAAGUCUGUGUGUCAAGACUCAAGAGAAGUGGGAGAUCUGAUGUUUUUGAUUCAUAUGCUUGCUCUUAAAGUUUUCUCCUUAAGACCUCCACAUGAUAAUGGAUCAAGAGGAGGUCUGCUGAGAAAACUACCCUUGAUGUAAUUGUGACUUGUAAAAUGGUGAUUGUGUACUUGGUAGAAAACUACUUGCAAUGAUGCAAUCCGAAC